UCUCUCUUCAUCUUCUCUUUCUCUCUCUCUAAUUUUAAGCUUCUUUUUUCUCUCUCUAAAAAAAACAAGAAAAUAUCAUCAUCAUCAUCAAUGGCGGCUGAAACCAAGAAGCCGGAGGAAGUGGUGGUGCGGGAAGCCGAGAAGCCGGUUGAGAAGGAAACCCCACCUCCCCCACCACCUGCUGCGGUUGCUGUUUCCGAAGCCGAAGCCGAGAAGCCGGUUGUUGAAUCGGCUGAACCCGAGAAGCCGGUUGAGGAAUCGACAACCGAGGCUGAGCCUGAGAAGAUCGCUAAACAGGACUCUUUUAAGGAAGAGACAAAUGUUGCCAGCGAGCUUCCUGAGGCUCAGAGGAAGGCUCUCGAGGAUUUGAAGAAACUUAUUCAGGAAUCCCUCGAGAAGCACGAGUUCUCUGCCCCUCCUCCCCCGCCACCCGCUAAGGCUGAGGAGAAGAAGGAGGAAGAGAAGAAGGAGGAGGAGCAAACUACUGCCGCGGCUUCUAUUUCUGCUGAAGAGAAGCCCGCGGAGGAGGUUGCUCCUGCUCCCGCUGUUGAAGAGGCCUCUAAAACCGAAGAGGCCCCAGCAACAGCACCUACAACAGAGGAGCCUGCUAAAAAGGAGGAAACCCCAAAAACAGAGGAACCUAAAAAAACAGAGGAACCCACAAAAACAGAGGAAGUACCUGUCUCUGUUCCUGCUCCCGAGGCAGCGAAGAAAGAGGAGGAAGAGAAAACAGUUGAGGACAUCAAGGAAACAAUUGUUGUUGAAGUAGCAACAACAGCAGCACCCGAACCAACCGCGGUCCCUGUGGAAGAGGCACCCAAGGAGGAAGCCAAAACCGCGGCACCCGAACCACCAAAGGAGCCAGAAGAGGUCUCAAUUUGGGGAAUUCCUCUGUUAGCCGAUGAAAGAACUGAUGUAAUUCUCUUGAAAUUUCUCCGAGCAAGGGAUUUCAGAGUGAAAGAUGCUUUCACCAUGAUCAGAAACACUGUUCGUUGGAGGAAGGAAUUUGAGGUUGAUACUCUCUUAGAUGAAGACCUUGGAAAUGACUAUGAAAAGGUUGUGUUUACUCAUGGAGUUGAUAAACAUAAUCGCCCUGUUUGUUACAAUGUGUUUGGUGAGUUUCAGAACAAGGAACUUUACCAGAAUACUUUCUCUGAUGCUGAAAAGAGGAAGAAGUUCUUGAGAUGGUUGAUUCAAUUCCUUGAAAAAACUAUCAGGACUCUUGAUUUUAGUCCUCAAGGGAUUAAUUCUUUUGUUCUUGUUAAUGACUUGAAGAAUUCUCCUGGGUAUGGUAAGAGGGAUCUUUACAAGGUUAUUGACAAGUUUCUUGAGAUUCUUCAGGAUAACUACCCAGAAUUUGCUGCUAAACAGUUGUGCAUCAAUGUUUCAUGGUGGUAUUUGGCAUACAACUGGAUUUACUUGACUGUGUUUACACCAAGAAGCAAGAGCAAGUUUGUGUUUGCUAGUCCAUCAAAGACUCCUGAAACCCUUUUCAAGUACAUAGCUCCUGAACAGGUGCCUGUUCAAUUUGGUGGGCACAGUAAGUUUGGUGAACAUGAAUUUUCACCUGCUGAUUCUGUUACUGAGGUUACUAUCAAGCCUGGCACUAAACAUCCAAUUGAGUUUGCAUUUACUGAGGAAACCGAGUUGGUAUGGGAGCUACGAGUAAUUGGAUGGGAUGUUACCUAUGGCGCGGAAUUCUUGCCAGCAAAGGAAGGAGGAUACACACUAAAUAUUACAAAGCCAAAGAAAGUAACAGCAGCAGAUGAGCCAGUAAUUUGUGACACAUUCAAGGUGACUGAGCCAGGAAAGGUGGUCAUAACCAUUGACAACCAAAGUUCAAAGAAGAAGAAGCUCCUUUACAGGUCUAAAGUCAAGGGUUCUCAGUGAAUUAAUCAGAAAUAUUACCAUUAUUCAUUCAAAAAAUCAUAGUGACUUUUAAUAAGUUCUUUAUUUUAAAUUUUUGGGGGUUAAAUUUACUUUUUUUUUUUAUAUAAGGAGUUUUGGGAUUUAUUAUUUAUUUAUUUGUUUCUUUUUCUUGGAUUUUAAUUUUAAAUUUUCAUGGUGUGUGUCCUUGGUCCUUGUGUUUCUCAUGUUUGGAGGACAUAUACAGAGGAAGAAAGGGGUGCAAAAACUGUGUAUUGAUACUCUUUUUUGUCUGUAUAUUCUAUUUCUAUGUAAAUUUUAAAUUAUGGUUGAUGAGUUGUGCUAAAAUUCCAAAUUUUA
Molecule: messenger RNA, 2226 nt
Organism: Chenopodium quinoa (quinoa)
Lineage: Eukaryota; Viridiplantae; Streptophyta; Magnoliopsida; Caryophyllales; Amaranthaceae
Product: patellin-3-like
Exons: 4
Coding region: 91-1890 (599 amino acids)
Molecular function (GO): lipid binding
Source: RefSeq, a predicted model, not a curated record